Messenger RNA from Branchiostoma floridae (Florida lancelet), 1044 nucleotides. RefSeq lists its product as uncharacterized. The transcript has 8 exons. Gene Ontology annotation, biological process: signal transduction. NCBI's taxonomy places the organism in Eukaryota, Metazoa, Chordata, Leptocardii, Amphioxiformes, Branchiostomatidae. The coding region runs from base 1 to 1044 and encodes 347 amino acids. The record is from RefSeq and is a predicted model, not a curated record.
AUGGCUUACCCUCCCCCUCAGAAACCGGUGGGCAUUGUUUACUGUGAGGCACACCUGGCUGGUGGCUUCGACUUACAUGUACCACGAUGUAUCGUGAAGGUCUUACUGCAGUCUUCUGUAGGACAACAUGACACCAGUUUACGUUCAAAGACUUCCUUCUGCGGUACAUUUCCAGGGUUGGUGGACUUGCUAACAGCGCAGACCACCAGUGAUGUUGAGCAGUUCUGGGUUCUAUUCCAAUGGGUCCAACGUGAAGGCAGACGUCAGCAACCGCGCAAGUCGCUGCCAGGGGACUCUCCAUUCGAGUUUCUGAGAGCGGUGAAGGACGGGAAACGAUCUUAUGCUGACUUGUACCAGAAAUUGUGCAGCACCGCCGACCUAAAAUGUAAAACCGUAACUGGUCUUUGCAAGUCUACUGGCAACCAAGCGGGCAGACCCUCCGGAGAACGAGGUAACGUUACUUUCAAAUCGUCAUCGUGGAACGUGGUAACCAUCAAUGGAAGACGCGCAUUGGUGGACUGCCAAUUCGAACUGAACUUCGACCCGGACCGAAUGCCGCCAUGUUAUUUCUUGUCGCUCCCUACCCACUUUGCCACUACCCACUUUCCUGAUGACAGGUCCCUUCAACUGCUCCAGGGCAGCGUCACGUUGGCACAGUUCCGAAGCCACGACACUUGUUUGAAAUCAUCAGCGCGUGGAAAGGUAGCCGCGGAGGGGUCUCCAGUUAGAAAGAAAGCGAAACGAGAUGAACCUAAAGAAGAAAGGAAGACGUCGGAGGCAGAGUCCAGGAAGGAUCCCGACAGCGAUCCGAUUAUGACGCUCGAUGAACUGAAGGAUGACCGCCUUAAACCAAUUCCAGAAGGUUAUACCCAUCACAUCAUGAUCAGUUACUGCCAUAAGCAGAGGAAGAAGGUCGCCAAGAUCAGAAAACAUCUCGACAAGCUAGGCUACAAGGUGUGGAUAGACGAGGAAGACAUGGAAGGGACCUUGGCAAGCUCCAUGGCAAAGGGGAUCAUCAAUGCUGCAAUUAAUGGGACAACAUAA